UUUACACACUCACGAAAAAGGAGGGGACUAGCGGCGCAAAGUAUGCUCGCGGAGCAAGCGUAGAGCGGUGGUGAGGAAAGUGGCGGUGUCACAGCAUAGGCUCACUAUAUGGUAAAGAAGAGGUAACUUAUUCUAGGUUUCAAAAUUGCGUUUUACAGCGGAAUGUUCACUCGAAGGGGCCAUGGAGACGUCAAGAAAUCUACACAGAAAGUUCUGGACCCAAAGAAGGAUGUAUUGACCCGACUGAAGCACCUCCGGUCACUGUUAGAUAUCAUUGAGAAGAGUGAAUUGAAGACCUUCUUCGAAAGCAACUGUUCGCAGAUUUAUUUUAUCUUCUAUGAAAAUUUCAUUACACUGGAAAGUAACUUAAAGCAAAAAGGGAACAAGUCUCAGAGGGAGGAGCUGGACUCUAUCCUCUUUAUUUUUGAAAAAAUUCUGCAACUUCUACCAGAACGAAUGUACAGUCGAUGGCAGUUCCACAGUAUAGGUUCUAUUCUGAAAAAGCUUUUGCACACUGGAAACUCGUUCAAGAUCAGAUGUGAGGGAAUUCGUCUGUUCCUGCUGUGGCUGCAGGCCCUGCAGAAUAACUGUGCAGAGGAGCAGUUCCUCAUCUUCGCCUGCCUGGUGCCAGGCUUCCCUGCCGUGCCCUCCACCAGAGGACCCUGCACCCUGGAUACCAUCAUCUACAACCCUUUCUCCAACCCGCCCGAUGCCAAGGUGGUGCCUGAGGAGAUUACACCGCUGGUGCCAGCUGUGCCAGGGGAGAAGCUGGCAGACGACCAGACCUGCUACAUCCUCCAAACCCUGCUCAAGUUUAUGGUUGUCCAGGCGUCCAGUUUAGAGUGGAAGAACAAAGACAACCAGGAUUCCGGCUUCAGGUUUCUCUUCAGUCUGUUCAAGAAGUACUACCUUCCUCACCUCUUCCCCUCCUUCACCAAGCUCACCAACCUUUACAAGCCGCUUUUAGACCUCCCCCACCACAGACCAAAGCCUCUGUAUGUCCCGGUGACCCGUAACAACGAGAGCACGUUCUGUACGAGAGACCAGUACCUGGCUCCCCGUGUGGCCUUCAUCACCUGGCUGGUCACCUUCUUCCUGGAGAAGAAGUACGUCAGCGCCGCCACCCCCAGCGUCCGGAACGGGACUAACGAGGUCAUCCCCAAACUUAUCCAGACUGUCACUGCAGGUAGUAGCAGUCAGGAGAAGGAUAAAGACCGUGGUGGCGAGGGGGAGCCCAACGGCCCCACGGAGCCAGAGAAGAGCCACUCUAACAGUAGCACGCUGUCUGACCGGCGCCCCAGCGACUCCAGCCUGUGCAGCAUCGACGAGGAGCACCGCAGCGUCUACGACAUGGUGCACGCCAUCCUACUCUCCACACGGGACAACAUCAACUUCGUCAAUGAGGUUUUUCACCAGGCCUUCCUGUUGCCCUCCUGUGAGGCGUCAGCGACCCGGAAGGUGAUCAAGGUGUACAGGAAGUGGAUCCUGCAGGAGAAGCCAGGCUUCAUGACGGAGCCGGAGAAGAGCAGACAGGCCGAGGUGGAGGAGAACCCAGAGCAGCUGCUCAUCACGGAGCCCGAUAGCACACACACACAGGCGUUGGAGAGUCAUGGUCACAAACGCUCGUCCAGUUGGGGCAGAACAUACUCCUUCAGCAGUGCCAUCAGCCGGGGCUGUGUCACUGAGGAACAGAACAGAGACAUCAAGGCUGGCAUCCAGCCCACCCUGCAGGUGUUCCUGACCAACUCGGCCAACGUGUUUCUGCUGGAGCCGUGCCCAGACGUGGCCAAGCUACUGGACAACCAGGUGGAGGUGUGCAAGGGGGUGCUGAGCAUCUACCGCCACGUGAUCAUGGAGCACGCCAUGAACACACAGACAUGGGAGCAGAUGCUACAGGUGCUGCUGAGGAUCACUGAGGCGGUGAUGAAGAGGCCUCAGGAGAACCAAAGAAAAGACAUUUUUGCUGAGAGCCUGGCUGCCAUCCUUUUCCGGACGAUCAUCGUGGCGUGGGUACGGGCCAACCUGUGUGUGUUCAUCUCUCGGGAGCUGUGGGACGAGCUGCUGUCUGUGCUGUCGUCUCUGACAGGCUGGGAGGAGCUGGUGACCGAGUGGGCCAGCAUCAUGGAUUCUCUGACCGCGGUCCUGGCCCGCUCCGUUUACGGCCUGGACAUGAGCAACCUGCCCCUGGACAAACUCAGCGAACAGAAGGAGAAGAAACAGAGGGGACGGGGGGUGAUCCAGGACUCCCAGAAGGCAGCAGCGGUGGCCAGGUCCUUCUCUUUGAGCUGGAGGAACCAGGGAGACCAGCAGGGGGUCCAGGAGCCCAUGAGGUUUCGCAGCGCUACCACCUCAGGGGCCCCCGGCGUGGAGAAGGCACGCAACAACGUCCGACAGAAAGCCACAGCUAAGCGAAGCCAGUCUAUCAGCAGCUGUGUCCAUCUUUACGAGGCUCUGCCCGCUACUAAAAGCGUUCCUAUGCUGCUUCACACUGUGAGCUCUUUCUUGCCUGGUCUCUCCUCCUCUUCCGGUAACUCUUGCUCUCACAGGCUUUCAGAUGUGGAGGAGGGCCAGUUGUCUGAGUGUGGGGGAGACGGGGAGCUGGAGGCUGGAGACAGCCCUCUACCACGCAGCAGCAGCACCUCCGACAUCACACAGCAACUGACUGACACCUUCCCAGGCCACAAGAGGGAGUACUCCCCCAACAACUCCUGUGGCUCCGAUGGCAGGGCGUCGGAAGCGAGGACAGACGGCGACCCGCCAGUGAUUCUGAUCCGGCGGAGCAGCAGUCCGGUUGAUCUGGACUACUCUGUAGAGGGACACAACAACUAUGCAAGGCCCACGCCCCAGGAGAAAAGUGUGAGUGUGAGCAGCGAGACGUCCAACGGCUACUUGAACGACGCUGACGGCAGCCUGCUGGCCUGGCAGGCCUUUGAGGAGGAGGCAGACACCCAGUCAGCCCAGAUAGAUGUCACAGCCGACACAGGGAUCCAGAGGAACCUGCUGCUCAGCCACAAUGAGGCCCUGGCAGACAGCCGUGAGUGUCUGACUGAUGAUGUCAGCAUCAUCGCAGGCGGGAGCCUGACCGGCUGGCACGCUGACUCCGCCUUUGUGCUCUGGAGAAGGAUUCUGGGUAUCCUGGGGGACGUCAACAGCAUCCGCUGCCCCAGGAUCCACGCCAAGAUGUUCAGUUACCUCUACGACCUCUGGCACAAACUGGCUAAGAUCCGGGACAACCUGGGCAUCAGUGUGGAUAACCAGUCAACUCCUCCCCGGCCUGUCUUCAUCCCUCCUCUCAGAAUGCUGGCCUCCUGGCUCUUCAAGGCCACCAUGCUGCCUGCAGAGUUCAAGGCUGGUAAGCUGCAGGCCUAUAAACUAAUCUGUGAGAUGAUGACCAGGAACCAGGACGUGCUUCCCAACAGUGACUUCCUGGUCCAUCUCUACCACGUCAUGCACAAGGGCUUCACCAGCGUGGACCAGGACGUUCUGAACACAGUGAUCCGUUCCUUUUCCCCGCGCUUCUUCUUCCUGGGCCUGCCUGGCUUCACCAUGCUGGUGGGAGACUUCAUCACCGCUGCAGCACGCGUCCUCAGCAACGACUCCUCCGAGGCUCCGAGGAUAGAAGCACAGACCGUCCUUGGGUCGCUGGUCUGUUUUCCCAACCUUUACCUGCAGAUUCCACUACUGCAGACCGUUCCCGGAACUGAUGACAUCGUCGUCGGGAACGAGGACAUCAAGGACUAUCUGGUCAACAUCUUACUGAAGACGGCACGGACUGAACCCUAUGAAGCGGCCAGGUGUAUAGCUGUAUGUAGUCUGGGCCUGUGGGUAUGUGAGGAGCUGAUGCAGCAGAAUAUUCACCACCAGGUCGAAGAUGCCAUCAAUGUUCUGGGCGUAACACUAAAGUUUGGGAACAAAGCUGUGGCUCAGGUAGCCUGUGACCUGUUCCAGCUCCUCAUCUCUCACUGGGAACACCUCCAGAGGCUAGAGCGCUCUCUCCCAAAGAAAAUCAUUGAGAUCUUUGUGGCCACUAUAGCAUUUCUGUUGCCGAGCGCAGAGCACUCGACAGUGGAGGCUGACAAAAAGCUAAUGGUGUCUUUGCUGCUGUGCCUGCUGGACUGGUGCAUGGCCAUGCCCCUGAGUAUGCUGCUGGAGCCCAUCACCAUGCCCGUGCUGGAGGACCCCGCAUCCCACAAGGCCCCUCUGCUCGACUACAUCUACAGGGUGCUACACUGCUGUGUCUCUGGCUCCAACCUGCACACCCAGCAGAGCCACUACCUCCUGAGUCUGUCUGACCUCUCCACUGACUACGACCCCUUCCUCAUGCUGGGUCAGGUCCAGAGCUCAGAGCCCCUUCUCUCGCACACCGCUGCAGACUUGGGCAGCCUGCUCACCGUUGCCGAGGAGAAGAAAAGGCGGAACGUGGAGCUGAUCCCUCUGACAGCACGGAUGAUCAUGACCCACCUUGUGAACCACCUGGGCCACCAUCCCCUCAGCGGUGGUCCUGCCCUCCUACACAGCCUGGUCAGUGAGAACCACGACAACCCCUUUGUGGAGUCAUCAGAACUCUCCUCUGAGGUGUUCAAGAGCCCCAACCUGCAGCUGUUUGUGUUCAACGACAGCACCCUGGUGUCCUACCUCCAGGUGCCCUCGGAGCCCUCUGGUCCAGGGGAACCCCAUGACAACUCCUCCCAGGUACGCGUCAUCGUGAGGGACAUCUCUGGAAAGUACUCCUGGGACGGAGGGGUUCUCUACCGCACCCAGGAGGGAGUCAAUGGGAUGCAUCAGGCGAGUGAAAACUCCUCCAACCACUCCACCACCAAGCCCACCUCGCCGGGGACCUCUGAUCCCUCCUACCCCCCAGGCUGGGACUCCCAGUCAGGCUGUGAGGAGGUGGAUGUCCUGGACCAACUCCUGGAGGACCUUGGCAACAGCAGCCCGGAGUGCCUGCCCCAGCCCCGGCUGAGGCUCAACCAGCCAGCCCCCUCUCCCUGUGGGAUGAACCUGGAGCUGGAGGGGGCCAUCGUGGAGGCCAUCCUCAGGCAGACACAGCAGGAAGAAGAGCAGGUGAAGAGGUGGAAUGCAGACGUGAGCGUCAAGGCCGCCAGCCAGAGAGAACCCACUCCACAGGAGCCCAAAGCCCCUUUCUACUUCUGCAGACUGCUACUCAACGACCUGGGCAUGAACUCAUGGGACCACAGGAAAAGUUUUCAUCUCCUGAAGAAGAACUCUAAACUCUUGAGAGAAUUGAAGAAUCUGGAUUCCAGGCAGUGCAGAGAGACACACAAGAUCGCUGUGUUCUACAUCGGAGAGGGUCAGGAAGAUAAGUGCUCCAUCCUGUCCAACAGCGCAGGCAGCCAGGCCUACGAAGACUUUGUGUCUGGCCUGGGAUGGGAGGUUGAUCUAGCCACCCACUGUGGCUUCAUGGGAGGGCUUCAGAGGAACGGCAGCACAGGACACACUGCUCCAUACUACGCUACCUCCACGGUGGAAGUCAUCUUGCAUGUGUCCACACGCAUGCCGUCCAACUCGGACGACUGCCUCACCAAAAAGCUGCGUCACCUGGGCAACGACGAGGUUCACAUAGUGUGGUCGGAGCACAGCAGGGACUACCGACGCGGCAUCAUCCCCACUGACUUUGGAGAUGUGCUGAUCAUCGUGUACCCCAUGAAGAACCACACGUUCUUCAUCCAGAUCAUGAAGAAACCACAGGUCCCCUUCUUUGGGCCUCUUUUCAACGGCGCCAUCGUCACCGGAACGCUGCUGCCCAGCCUUGUGCGUGCCACCUGCAUCAACGCCAGCAGAGCUGUCAAGUCCCGCCUGACGCUUUACCAGAGCUUCUAUGAGGAGCGGGCGCUGUACCUGGAGGCCAUUGUGCAGAACCACCGGGAGGUCAUGACCUUUGAGGACUUUGCCUCGCAGGUCUUCUCCCCUUCACCCAGCUACUACCCAAUGAGUGGGACAGGCUCUCUCAGCGGCAGCACGAGCGCUGAGCUCAGUGUUUCUUUAGGAACGGACCAGGCGGACCAGGUCUCCCCCACGAUUCACCGUGCCACAAAGAACAGAGUUUCCGGAAAACUCCGCCGAUCAGCCAGCGCCAUAAGCAAAUCUUCCAACUGAGCUCUCUCGCCCGACCCACUUCCCAAACCUUCCCUGCUUCGUCUUUACUACAGGUCCUGCUGUGAAACCUCAUACCUUAACCCCUCAUGACUGCAGUUUGGGUGUGUGCGUUGUUUGUUUUAUAUCUCGUUUAAAAAUAUAACUGGAGCAUAUUGCAAUGUUUUAUUUAUGUGGCAGUUAUUGAUACUUUGAUACAUUUCCAAUUGUUUUACUGUUAAACGCCAUAUUUGACCUGAAGAAAAGAUUUAUGCUAUUGAAGUGUGUUCCGAUGUUGCUGCAUUUUCUGAAAGAAUCUGAUUUAAUAUCACUUGUCAGUCAGUACAGCGAUUAAAUAUAGAGAGGGAAUUGACUGAACAAUCAUGUCUGGUGGCUUAAAGUCCACAUAUCAUCAACAUUUCAAAAUUCCCUUUAUAUGUCACAACAAGGAUCUCUAUGGUUGUGACAUAGAAAAGGAAUAUGAUCACCCAUAUGCAUUUUGGUAAAGGUCUUUCCACAAAAUGAGUUCCUUUUGUACCCCUUUGAUAUUUUUAAGUAGAAAUUGUGCACCAAUAUUGAAUUUUAAAAGCCUCUUAUAUUAAAUUAAGUGCUCUUUAAAAGACUCCACAUGGAGAAUUCAAUAAAUCUGUUUUUCUUUCAUGAAUAAAGACUUGCUGAAGUGCCAAAAUGCAGCGUUUUGACAUUUCCCUCUGACUUUUCGGAAGAUAUUAACCCACUUAACCCCCAAAUUCCUCCAAGUCUUGCUUUAAAAAAGUCAUUCCCUCGUUUUAAGGUCAACCCUGCUAUGUGAACUUUUACUAUAAUCUACUAGUAAUCAUUUUUUCAAAAGAAACGUUGAACAUCUCAUAGUAAAAUCCUAGUGUAAAAACAGGUUCUUGAUUAGCUGGUUAUCUUUUUGCCUAUUUUCUGGUGUUUUGUGUUGGAGAACUGAGCGGGUCGAGCAUAACGCAUUAACCCUGUUACUCAUAGAUAGACAGGCUAGAAUUUUUUUAAAUAUUUUUUUCUAAAAUGGUGAAGCUGCAUUCAAUUGCCCCUCCCUGUCCCUGAACACAAGCUUCCAAUCCCCCUGUCGCAAGGGGAAUUAUGGCGGAUUUAAGAUUUUUUUUCAUUUUUUUAUUUAACCUUUUACUAAACUAGGCUAGUCAGUUAAGAGCAAAUUCUUAUUUCCAUUGACGGCCUAGGAACAGUGGCUUGACUGCCUUGUUCAGGGUGAAAUCAUCAACCCUAUUACUUUUUUUGGCACUUAAUAGGCACUUAAUCUUUUUAUUUAACCUCUUGAGAUGGUAAAACCUGUUUUUUUAUUAAGUUGAACAUGUGUUCUUUAUGGACACAUGUUAAAUGUUAAAAUUAUAUGAAAUAAAACGUAUUUUUCUUCACCAAGUUACACUACCCAAAAGGGACUCAUUUCAUGGUUUUCCCAUCUCAUGCCCCCCCACGAUUCUGCUCUGUAAAUCACUGAUGAUACUCUUGCUGCUGACAGGAUAGGAUCAUAUUUAAGUAUGUUGUUGUGUCCUUGGCCUUGAGCCAUGGAAGCCUGUGUGUCUGUUUGGACCAUACUCAUCCUCAUGUUGUGGAGAGGUGGAAGGGCUGACAUAGGAGGUGCUGCUCUAGCAUAAUGCUGCACCACACCACACACUUCCUGGUUACGGAGGGCUGUGAGCCAAUGCAGUAGGAGUCUGUUUUUAAUAGUUAUGAACCUGGAGUGGACAAUCAACGAUGUCUUUCCAACCCUGAGGUGAAUCGAAACUUGUGUUGGGUUUUUUAUCGCUGUAAGGACCUUUUUAAAUGGAUUCUGAUGGAUUUUUGUCUUCCUUUGAUUUAUGCAACUGCUGGAAGUGAGAAAAGACUGCAUUUCUAAUUGUUUAGUGAUGUUACCCUGUGUAGGAUUGUUUAACCUGGGUUCAUAACCUGUAAUCCAGUAACUUCCAUCUGGCUCUUCCUCUGCCAUUGUUCUCUCGUGUUGUAAAGUUAAGAAUGACAUUCCAAUGUUCCUACAGAUGAACUUUUGCACUCACUGUCGUUGAUAAACUAGCAAUGAAUGUGUAUGUUCUCUUUAUUCUUGGAUGUAAAUUGCUUUAUUUGAUGUUUGUGGUGUUGUAUAAUGUAUACAUGUGUUGUUUUAGAGGAAAACGCCACCAGAGCCUCAGGUGAAUCUUAACUCCAUGCACUGGUGUGUGUGUGUGUGUGUCUGUAUGGCUGUGUGUAUUUGUGAAGGAGCUUCUCACAGUGCCUGUGUAAUGUCUGUCCACCAAGAUCCAUUCCAAGACCCCCACCACUGUAAACCACUGUUAGACAUCAUUGGAUUUAUUUUGUUUCUGUUCAUUGCAAGAGCAAAACGGCUAGCCUUGCCUUCCUGUCUCAUGUCUUUGUUCUAGAGGGAGAGACUGUUUUUUUCCCCCCCUGUAUGACUGUAAAGGUCAGCGUCUUGUCCUCCCCGUCCUCACACGUUUUAUAUGAACAGAUUGACUGGGUUUGGCCCACUUUUGUUUCGUCUUUAUUUGAGGUGCUCUGUUCUCCUUUCUCUCUGAAUUGGAAUCAAAUGGCACCUACUCCUCCUAUUUCCCAUGAUGCACCCCGAGUAACCUCGUGAGGCCACAGUGGAGGGGUGGGGGGCUGGGGAGUUAGAAGGCAUACCAGCGCUGUACUCUGGCGACCCUCUUAGCAACAGGCAGGCUGGCGCUAUGCUACUCACGCUGCCUCCUUCGCCACAACCUGCGCCUUUGGGUUGCCAUGGAAGCCAGGUGUUACACACACAUUAUGCAGGGUUCCAUCAGAGCUGCAUCCCUGUCUGUUGCACUACUUUGCCUUACCUGUACAUCCUCUUUCUUUCAUUUUUGUUCUCUCUUUUUUUGUGUCCCUUUCUUUCCCAAGCACUGAUUAAUAACAUAGGAGGCACGAACGGAGAGUUCGUUCAGAGAUAAUGAAGUCCAUUUUGUGAAUUUGAAGAAUGUAUGUAAAUACUGACCUGAGUCAGAUCAAUGCUUUCACCUUCCCAGUAGCCACUGUAAAGAACUACCCAGCUCUUUUUACCAGUCUUCUUAUGGAGUCUAGAUUGUAGAUUAGAUGUUGUGGAUGGGAUCCCUGUUAUAUAUGGGAGUAAAUGGGCGUAUGGUUUGAUUUGACCAGGGCAAGGAUUGUGUCUUACUCAAGACUGGUUCAACUCAUGUGAAGCAACAGAGUUAGUGUUAAUUCUAGGUUUUGGUUUAGGAAUCCUGUACAUUGUGUCAAAUCGAGGGUUUUAGUCCUUUACCAUAAAUAUAUUAAUGCCUGUAAUAUAAUAUUUGUAUAAGAGGAAGAGUGGAAAAAGGCUUGAAGAUUUCAUCAUUACUUGUUAACAUAUCGAACCGUUUUUAAUGACUGAAGUCAUACUAUCUUUAUUAGAAAUGUGAAAAUCAAAAACAUUUCAUUAAAUCAAUUUGAAAUCCUA
This is a messenger RNA of Oncorhynchus gorbuscha (pink salmon), 9541 nucleotides long. RefSeq names its product Ral GTPase activating protein catalytic subunit alpha 2 (gene ralgapa2). Bases 163 to 6117 code for a protein of 1984 amino acids. The transcript has 39 exons. Gene Ontology annotation, molecular function: GTPase activator activity. NCBI's taxonomy places the organism in Eukaryota, Metazoa, Chordata, Actinopteri, Salmoniformes, Salmonidae. The record is from RefSeq and is a predicted model, not a curated record. Gene Ontology annotation, biological process: regulation of small GTPase mediated signal transduction; positive regulation of GTPase activity. Gene Ontology annotation, cellular component: nucleus; cytoplasm.